AUGAUGAAGUUUAAGCCCAACCAGACCAGGACGUACGACGGAGAGGGGUUCAAGAGAAGAGCGGCGUGUCUGUGUUUCAGAAACGAGAAAGAAGACGAGGUGCUGUUGGUGAGCAGCAGCCGGCAUCCAGACCAGUGGAUCGUACCGGGAGGAGGAAUGGAGCCUGAGGAGGAGCCCUGCGGAGCGGCUGCCAGGGAGGUGUACGAAGAGGCUGGCGUGAAGGGGAAACUUGGUCGACUUCUUGGGAUAUUUGAGCACAAUCAGGACCGAAAGCACAGGACCUACGUCUACACCCUCAUAGUGACAGAGAUGCUGGAGGACUGGGAGGACUCCGUCAACAUCGGAAGGAAGAGGAAAUGGUUCAAGACUGAGGAGGCCGUCAGGGUGCUGCAAAGCCACAAGCCUGUCCACGCCGAGUACCUGCGCCGACUCACAGACUCCCGCCACCCCGCCUGUGCUCCCGUUUGCUCGCGGGCGACCGACAACAACGCGCCGCACUACGUGGUGUGCUCCACACAGGGCUCCGACCUGCUCAACAGAUAG
Menidia menidia (Atlantic silverside) is the source of this 543-nucleotide messenger RNA. The record is from the annotation of a GenBank genome assembly. Lineage: Eukaryota; Metazoa; Chordata; Actinopteri; Atheriniformes; Atherinopsidae.